AUGCAUCUGUAUAACUUGACGCUACAGAAAUCUACGAAUAUAACCCAUGCCGUCCAUGGAAACUACUCGGGGCAGAAGCAGCAGGAAAUUGCCGUCGCCCGCGGUACUCUGUUGGAAAUCAUCAAGCCGGAUCCGAAUACCGGAAAAGUCCACACAAUCUGCUCUCGGGAAUGUUUCUCACUUAUUCGAUCCAUGAUCUCCUUCCGUCUUACUGGUGGUACAAAGGAUUACAUCGUCCUCGGCUCCGACUCCGGCAGAAUCAGCAUUCUCGAAUACAACCCUGAAAAAGGCUCGCUCGACCGAGUUCAUUGCGAGACUUUCGGCAAGUCGAUGAGUCGCCGAAUCGUGCCCGGUCAGUUCCUUGCUCAUGAUCCCAAGGGUCGGGCAAUUAUGAUCGCUGCCUGUGAAAAACAGAAACUCGUCUACAUCCUCAACAGAGAUGCGCAAGCUCGACUAACGAUCUCGUCCCCUCUUGAAGCUCACAAAAGCUCCACGAUUCACUUUUACCCAGUCGGACUCGACGUUGGAUUCGAAAAUCCCGUCUUUGCCGUUAUCGAACUCGACUACGAAGAUGCCGAUGCAGAUCCAACCGGCGAAGCUGCUCAAGAAGCGAAACAAUCCCUCACCUUUUACGAGCUCGAUCUUGGAUUGAAUCACGUGGUCAGAAAGUACACAGAUCCGCUCGAAUGUGCUGCCAAUAUGCUCAUCCCAGUUCCUGGCGGUUCUGAUGGUCCUGGCGGAGUCAUCGUCUGCGCGGAAAACUAUUUGAUCUACAAGAACUUUGGCGAUCAGCCAGACAUUCGCUUUCCCAUUCCACGAAGACGAAAUGAUCUGGACGAUCCUGAGCGAGGAAUGAUCAUCGUUGCCCACGCGACUCACAAGACCAGAUCUAUGUUUUUCUUCUUGCUCCAGACCGAGCAGGGUGACAUUUUCAAGGUUACGCUUGAAACCGAAGAAGACAUUGUCACAGAAAUGCGUUUGAAGUACUUCGAUACUGUCCCUGUUGCUUCGUCUCUUUGUGUCCUUCGAACUGGUUUCCUCUUUGUCGCCGGGGAGUUUGGCAAUCACAAUCUUUACCAGAUCACUCGACUCGGGGAGGAUGACGAUGAGCCUGAGUUUUCAUCAGCAGAACCUCUUGAAGAGGGGGAAACUUUCUUCUUCACUCCUCGUGGGCUUCGAAACCUCGCUCUCACCGACGAAAUGGAUUCGUUAUCGCCCGUUCUUAAUUGCGAAGUCGCAGAUUUGGCGAAUGAAGAUACGCCACAGUUGUACGUCACUUGCGGACGCGGACCUCGCUCGACUUUACGAGUCCUCCGACACGGUCUGGAAGUAUCCGAAAUGGCCGUUUCCGAACUUCCGGGGAAUCCCAACGCUGUUUGGACGGUCAAAACCUCGGCCGAUGCUGAUCAUGAUUCCUAUAUCAUCGUUUCCUUCGUCAAUGCUACUCUUGUACUUUCCAUUGGUGAAACAGUCGAGGAAAUCACCGAUUCCGGCUUUCUCGGAACCACGCCUACUUUGUCUACUGGUUUGAUGGGCGAAGAUGCUCUGGUCCAAAUCUAUCCAGAAGGCAUUCGCCACAUUAGAUCAGAUCGACGCGUUAACGAGUGGAGAGCACCUGAUCGCAAGCAGAUUGUCCGAUGCGCCUGCAAUCGCCAGCAAGUUGUUAUCGCCCUAACUGGUGGAGAAAUCGUAUACUUCGAGAUGGAUCCCACGGGUCAGCUCAACGAAUACACUGAGCGAAGAGAGUUUGGCAGUGAAAUUGUCGCCCUCGACGUCGGAGACGUUCCUUCUGGCGAGCAGCGAUGUCGAUUUUUAGCCGUCGGCCUUUCUGAUGGAACUGUGAGGAUCAUUUCUUUAGACCCAUCCGAUUGCCUACAGCCGAGAACUAUGCAAGCCCUUCCAACUGUUCCGCAGGAUGUGGCCAUUACAGAGCACAAGGGCCAGUAUGUCCUUCAAAUCGGCCUUCAAAAUGGAGUUCUCCUGCGAACCACGAUUGAUUCUGUCACCGGUGAAAUUUCAGAUACUCGAACCAGAUAUCUCGGAACAAAGGCAGUCAAGCUCUACAAAGUAAUGACCGAAGGCGAAAACUCCGUCCUCGCUGUAUCUUCGCGUUCUUGGCUCUCCUACAGACAUCAGCAGCGAUUCCACUUGACUCCACUAUCCUACGAAGCUCUUGACAGCGCAACUGGCUUCAGCAGCGAGCAGUGUCCAGAAGGAAUCGUCGCCAUCGCCGGUAACACUCUCCGUAUUCUCGCUCUCGAAAAACUCGGUGCUGUCUUCAACCAAGUGCGCAAUCCACUUCAAUUGACCCCGAGAAAGUUUGUCAUUCAUCCUGACACGGCGAAUCUAGUCAUUGCCGAGUCUGAUCACAACGCUUUCACUGAAGAGACGAAAAAGCAGCGCAAGAAUGCUAUCGCUGAAGAAACUGUUGCUUCGGCAGCGCCAGAAGAACGAGCUUUGGCCGCUGAAAUGGCCGCUGCUUUUCUCAAAGAGGAGUUGCCAGAGUCCGACUUCGGCUCACCACGAGCUGGCAUGGGCAUGUGGGCUAGUAAAAUUUCCAUCAUUUCGCCAGAAACAGGAGGUACUCUUCAUCACGUGUGGCUUGAGCAAGGACAGGGAAUCCACUCGAUGUGCUUGACAAAGUUCCAGUCUGUUGGUAUGAUCGAUUGGUACUUGCUUGUUGGAACUAGUAACUCGUUGAUUUUGAACCCUCGCCAGAGCCAAGGAGGAUCACUUCAUGUUUACCGAAUACACGCUGGUGAGCGAUUUGAAUACCUUCACACAACUUACACUGAGGAUGCUCCAACUGCGAUCACACCCUUCCAGGGCCGUGUUCUCAUCGGCGUCGGAAACUUGCUUCGAAUCUACGACCUUGGAAAGAAGAAAAUGCUCCGAAAGUGCGAGCUCCGAUCGAUUCCGUACAGAGUGACAAAGAUUAUUACUGCCGGACAGAGAAUUAUUGCAUUUGAUCAGCAAGAAUCGGCGUUUUUCAUCAAAUACAGAAUAAAAGAAAAUCAGCUCACAAUCUUCGCUGACGAUACUUAUCCAAGAUGGGUGACAGCAGCGUGUAUGCUGGAUUAUUCGACUGUAGUCAUUGCCGAUAAAUUUGGAAGUGUUUCCGUCAUUCGACUGCCAUCAGAGACGAACGAAGAUACACAGGACGAUCCCAGUGGAGCAAAGGCUCUCUGGUCGAGAGGAAACUUGAACGGUGCGUCGCAGAAGGCGGAAACUAUCAACAACUUCUUUGUGGGAGACAUGAUUACUUCUAUUCAGAAAACAAUCUUGAUUCCGGGUGGUGGUGAGUGCAUCGUGUACGCAACGAUGUCAGGAAGAAUUGGAAUUCUAGUGCCCUUCGCAAGUAACGAAGAUGCGGACUUUUUCCAAAAUCUGGAGAUGCACAUGAGACAGGAACACUUAUUUUUGACUGGACGUGAUCAUCUGGCAUUCCGAGGAUAUUACUAUCCCCAGAAGAGCGUCGUUGAUGGUGAUUUGUGCGAAGCAUUCUCGCUUCUCGGCCAAGAUCAACAGAAAGGAAUUGCGGAGGAAAUGGAUCGACAACUUGCGGAAGUUUCGAAAAAGCUGGAAGAUAUUAGAACACGAUUCGCCUUUUAG
Messenger RNA from Oikopleura dioica, 3612 nucleotides. The record is from the annotation of a GenBank genome assembly. NCBI's taxonomy places the organism in Eukaryota, Metazoa, Chordata, Appendicularia, Copelata, Oikopleuridae.